AUGUGUAGCGAGUUAGCGUUGCGCAGUGAAUGCACCAAAGACGUCAUAUAUCACGCAAAUUGCGGUCAGGGUGUCGUCAGGAAAACUUUUAAAACUAACCUUUCCAUUAGACUAAAUAUUUUUAUUGAAAGUCUUCACCUUUUUUUCUUCUGUAGAGGACAGUGACGUGGUUUUGCCUAUCUUUUUUCUCUUGGUUUUGAUAUCCCGUAAAUCCAAGAUGAGAAAAAUCGAUUAGAUUGGUCUCCAUAAAGCCUCCUUUGGGUCAUUCUAGCGAUUAGUUCGCGGUAUGUUGGUAUCAUCGAAGUUUAAGAUGUUUCAUAAAAAUGUGCGAUUUUUAUUUCGUACAUGUUCAUAUGGGAUUAUGUCGUUUCAGUAAUUUUUUUAAGUUUCAGAUGAAUUUGACCGAUGAAGAGCUACAAUCAUACACCCACGAAAAAUUGUUGAGACAUUGUUUGCAACUAAAAGUUCGUUAUUUAUGAAAAUCUUCAUCGAACUUUGAAAAAAUUGAAAUAAUGUUCCAUCUUAAACUGAAGUUAGUUUUUCAGAUCGAGUACAACGAAUAUGUAGUUUCAAGUCAGCAGAUGGAAAAGCUUUUGGAGGACGAAUUAGAGGUCUUUUCUUUUUUCAUUCAUAGUCUUUUCUUGUUUUUUAGGAUAUGAAGACGAAAUUUAAAGCGGCAGAGCUUCGAAGUCAGCAAGCUGUACUCGAUGCCGAACGAUAUCAGGUUUUUUUUGAAUAUGUUAAAUAUAAAAAAAAAAUUCGAGACUCAACAAAGCACGAAAAAAAUUUAAAAAGCGAAAUACGAAUUUUUCCCAAAUCUAGUUGUUGUUACCGCAGGUAGAGAACGUGAAGUUGUAGUUGAAGUUUAUUGGUGAGAAAGAAGAAACAACGGGGUUUAUAGGCUGAGGGGAGAGAUCCCGAAGACUGUGGAAUGUUACAGAAGAAAUGUGGAGUUUAGAGAUUAUAUAAGGAAAAGAACAUGAGGGAACAUUCCAUAGGCUUAGAGAUCUUUCCGCCAGGUUAUAGAACAUUCUGGAACGAUUUGGAACUUUCUAGAAAGAUAUGGAAUUUUCUAGAAGGGGAGUUUUAAGAUUUUUCCCUAUGACGUAAUACAACCGUAAAGUCUAGAAAGAGAUAGAAUAUUGUAGAACAAAUUUAGUUUGAUAGCCCAUUUUUCUAGUAAGUCGAUCCGCUCUAGGAAACCGUUGUUGAACUCAUUUUAUGGUUGACUGAAGCUUUGAGUUCAUUUUACCAUCGCUUGCUCAACAAUAAAUCUAUUACCCAGAAUAAAAAAAGCUCUAAGUUCAGAAGCCCUUGAUUUUCUGGGAUUUUUGGAUUACCGAUUCCCUCACAAACGUUUUGAUGGAUUUCUUUUUUUUUGAACUUCAUUAAUUAACUUGUAGUAAAGUUUAACUGAGUACUGAUCAGUUUUUGAAACGGGAAGAGCCAAAAACAGCCGCUCAAAAGCCGACAAGGCUGAACUCAUGAUCUGAUCGAAAUGAGUUUAUUCAGCUUCCUGUGGGAUUUUAGAGUUAAUUUCUGUGGUUUAUGCUCUCAAACAGAAAAGGAAUGUUUAUUAAGCGUUUUUCAACAAUAACUCAAGAGUGUUCUGUUACCAUAUGAUAACAAAUUCUCAAAAAAAAAACAUACUAGAAAAAUGAGCUAUCAAACGGAUUUUUCUGAAAGAAAAAACUGAAACAGCUGUAGAAAGUUUGACGAUAAUUGGACAAUUCCUGCAAAAGUAAUGACGAAAAAAAUUGAAAUUGUAUAUCUUACUGCAAGGUACCGUAGACUUGGGUAAUAACUACUUGGGCUCUUAGAAACAAGACAGAUUAUUUGCUAAACCACAUAGGCUUCUGAGAAAAAGCUUCUCCAAGAAUUCGAGGAAGAUUCAUGUUCCUCUCGUACCGAGGUCGACUGGUGCAGUGGUUAGAGGGGCAGUCUCAUGAUCGAAUUCUGUGGGUACGCCGAUUUACCCGAGUUGAGAGUUCAAUUUUUCGGGUAACGGCAGGCUCCACUAAAAAAGCCAUGAAACCGAGUUCAUAAAAAAAAAAUUAAUGAAAACAAAAACAGAAAAUUACAAAGUUCAAGCGAAAAAAUUGCUUUUCCUCACUUACAGAAACGACAAGAAACAGAGCGCGGAGAAUCGGCGAAACUUGAAGAAACGCUACGUCAUGAGGUGCGUUUCUUUUCAAACUUCAGUUCGGACAAUGAUUGAAAAGUGUCUUCACCUGGUUUCUCACACCUUUCAAUUCCGCAACAAAUUUUAUGAUUCUUCUAUAGUCCAUCCAUUUCCUACUUGAAAGGCGAUAUGGGUAGAUUGGCAAUGGUGGAGCAUUUCGUACGUGACGCGGCUAUUUGACGGGAAACUCGUGGUCAAACGCAAACUUUGAAUAAUUUAGGAAAAAAAAAUUGAGUUUCAUUCUUUUAUUCGUUCAAAUUAAUUUUUUCGGAACGAUGAAAAAUUAAAAUUUUUUGAAAAGCUGACUAAAAAGUAGAAACGCAUAAAAAGAUGGCUCGCAUUCUACGUCGAGUUUCGCGCCAAAAGAAUCGUUGUUUAGGUAAAUUGGCUUCGUGACAAAUGUGAAAAGCAGCGGGAAGAAAUUCGUCGUUUGGAGCAACGUAACGAUGACUUGGAGAGAAGAGAUCGGUGCAACGAGCAGCUUGCUCUCGACCUUGAACAAAAGGCUGCUUAUUUAUUUUUUCAAAACAUAAGAGCUACAUACAGAUACUUCAAGAAACGCUUUUUCAUCAUGAUUUUUGAAAUGUUCUGCGUUUUUUAGAAAAACGCAAAAAGAGUUUGCCCUCGACAGGAAUCCAAUCUACUGAAAAUAGUCGAUCAUGAGACUGGCCCUCUAAUCACUGCACUAGUCGACCUCGGUAGGAGAGGAACACGAAUCUUCCUCGAAUUCUUGGAGAAGCUUUUUUCUAAGAAUCCUAUGUAAUUUGGCAGAUAAUCUGUCUUGCUUCUCAGAGCUCUUACCGAAGUCUAUAAGUCACUGUAGUUUCAACUUGAAACGCGUAACUUACUUACUUACUUACUUACUUACUUAGAUGGUCCAUCUUCGCUUUCGACCUUUUAUUGCCUUUUAGUGCCUUUUAUAGAUCGAAGCGUGGACCACACGUUUUCCAGGAGAUCUUAUGCAAUUGGUCAUCCAGUGUUGUCGUCCUGGUUGACUGGUAUUCUUGCGAAAAAGUUCCAUCCGUGGUGUUGAACGUGUUAUAGCAUAAUUUUGGUCUGAUUAUCCUUUUUGCCUUGCCAGGGCUAAAAAAGACCGCCCAUUCUGUUAGCAGAAGCAAGCCGAACUGCGUGACCGGUGUACCGUUAGCCGCCAUAAAUGGCGUUGCCUCCCCAUCACCGCGUAGAGUGGUACUUGAAACGCGUAACCGAGCACGAAAAAUUCUGUUUGCAUUCAUCGAAUUGCCAUUUAAACUGACUGAUGAGAUUUUUUUUUUGCAGUGGAACGUUUCCAUUGAAAAAAUUGCACUUCUUGAGAACGAGCUUUACGAGCGCCAAGUGGCUGCUGAAGAGAUGUAUCGGUUGCGGUUAGCGUCACAACCCUUCUCUCUUCCAAUUCGUUAUUUCAGAGACGACCUCAAGUCGGAACGACCUCUGCUCGUGGUGGAGCCUCUUCGAGUAGAGCGACAAGAGGAAACGCCAGAAGAACCUUUACCCGGACCCAGUAGUCCUAAAUGUUGGAGUUUUUUCUCUGGAUCUCCACGCACUUGAACUUUACCGUGCAGGCAGCCCUUUUCCUCUAGAAAAUUGUCUUACAGCUCUCCGUAAAAACAGCUGUGGACCGGCGGUGAUGGCCAAAUCAGCCCAAAAUUAGUCGCAAUCGGAAUUUUUUUUAUCUCACUCAUAAUUAACUUCACAUAUGUUUUUUUGAAUAACAAAUUUUCGACCACUCAGUUCACCAUUUCAACACUGGAAAUUUCAAAAAACAAAAGUUCGAAAAUGGCAAAUUCUCGACGGUGUUGGAACAUUAUUGCCCGGCCGGCCCAGCGCGUAGCUUUUCGUAAAGGCCUGUACUAUAGCUGAUAAUUUCGGUGGUAUGAAAAAAACACCAGCGAAAAUUCAAACAGCGACUUUUCCGAUUUUUUCAUAUCGCUAGGGAACUUUCCGACGGCCACCUUUCCGACGUAUCUUUUUCCGACUUUUUUUUCUCGAUGAAAUCUUCGUUUUGUCUCUGCCUAUAUAAAGUAGGUAGUUGGUUCGUGAUUAAAACACAAAGAAAUAGGAAAAACUGUUUAUAGAUGUUUUAUAAACCGAAAAACAUAAGGAAAAAAGUCGGAAAGUUCCCUAGCGAUAUGAAAAAAUCAGAAAAGUCGCAGUUUGAAUUUUCGCUGGUGUUUUUUUUUCAUACCACCAUAAUUUCAACCACUCAAUCGAAUGUUCGUUCAAUCUUUUUUUGAAACGGUUGACUGGUUGAAAAAUGGUUGGGUUGAAAUUUCAACCAGUAAACAGGUGGCCAAAAAAAAUUUGGUUGAAUUUUUCAAGCGAUUGAAAAUUGAAAAAAAUAUAAUAAUUUACUUUUUCAAUUUUUUUCCCCCAUUUAAAAGGCGAGGGAGGCGGCCGAAGCGGAGAGACGCGUAGUGUGUGCGUUCGCGGUUGUUACACGAGUUUAAUUCGAGCGCCAUCGACUUUUUGAAAAAGCUCAGUGACCGCUCUUUUUGUAUCCACUUUUUUUUGAUUCAAUAAUGAAAAAAAUCAAUAAAAAAUUAAAAAAGAAGUAAAGAGAGCGCUAAACGAGCUCUCCAAAUAGUCGCUGGCGGUUAAAUUGAAUUCGUGCCAAGAACCGCGAACGCAUAUGCUACACGCGCCGCCCCUUCGCCCGCCUCCCUCGCCUUUCAAGUCGGGAAAAUUGACUAGAACUCGCGUCACACCCAAAAUUUGUCAGGAAAAGCAAGUUGCAGUGACGAUGAGAAGAGCUUUGGAAUUCGCGCCAACGCCACCCGAUACUGGGCGAGACGCCUGGGGAGCUGAAAACAAGCCAUCCGCUGUUCAAAAGCCAUGCCAGUCCAACAAGGCAAGUUUUUCCUUGAUUGAACGUGUGUAUCGAAACGAGUGCAAUCCCAACGGUUUUUCUUCGCGGGAAACAAUUAUCAUAUUUUACCAGCGGACGUUUUUACCCCCGUUACUAAUUCACAACCGCUCGCAAUUUCGUUCUGUCGCGAAACGUUACUAAAAUGCGACCGUUUUUUUUUCUUUUUUUUUUUCGCGAACGUCACUAAAUCACGAACUGUUCUUUUUGCUCAAUGGUUAUGAAGUUUUUCAUAUUUAUUUUAAUAUCGAUGGUGCCCUUUCAUUUUUCAAAUUAAUAUAUUUUUUUUUUGAAUACUUUCAAGGUAUCGCAUAGUCAUUUCGAUUCUCUAUCAGAAGGCAGUAAAUAAAAUACAUUCGAUAAUGAUAUUUAUUCCAUUUGAGCAUUGAAAAAUUUUUAAAGAAUUUUUGAAUCACUAUUAAAGAACAGAAUCAAAAAAAAAUUUUUGUUUAGAUAAAAAAAUUGUUUAUAGACUUUGAAAGAAACAAUUUGGUUAGUGUUAAUUCUCUUUUUUUCUUUUUUUGCUAAAAAAAGACGAGAAAAAAACAGAAACUAAGCUCGCUAGUUUUUUUCGCGCUGAUUCCGAAUCUGUGCGCGAAAUUUGUUCUCAAAGCCUGUGAAAAAAGAUAUGGGCUAUCAAAGUUCAAAAAUUCGAUCUCUCCGAUUGAGCUUAUGUUAGGAGGUUAGAUAGUUCUUUUCCGCCUGGUAAUCAAAAAUCAUUCAAUUCUUCUCAAAAAAAAUUUUGAAGCCCGGAUAGGAUUUUUCGAAGUCCCUAGUGAGAAAUAAUUUACAAGAGUGUAAAAAUACACACUUUAGAACGUCUUUUGACAAAGCUUAUAACUAAUCCAAAGAGGUGCAAAAAAAAAAUUGAUCUUGUGCUCCAAGCAUCGAGAAAAUAAGUCAGUAAGUUUCGUUAGGCUAUAAUUAGCGGGUUGAAAAGUGUGAGCCUGAAAAUCAGGAAAGUACAAAAAUAUAAAGAUAAACUGAAAUUUUGAAAGCAGAGCGUUCAAAUAUCAGAAAAAGUUCUUUCUUUUUUAGAUAUUUUAAUAGUUGCGUAAAAAAACACCUAAAUCUAAAUCGAGCAUUUUUGCUUGAAGACCUCUUUUUUUUGCUGUCAUUCUAGUAGUUUUGUAGAGCGAAAGUUUGUGUUUACGGUAGUUUUUUUUUCUGUUCUUUCAAAACGUAACUUUCUCGCGGAGAACAUUCAAAAUCUGAACAGAAUAUAACGCACUGUUGCGAAAUAAAGUUGUUAUUCUCACAGUGUUCCCAAACAGGCGGCAGAUGUGGUCAUUAUUGCAAUAGUGGCGCGACAUUAGGAGCCGAUUUUGUGCAUUUACUGGAUGAAAACAGAGCGCCUCCUUGAACUUAUAUAGUAGUUUUAAUAUAUUUCAACACACAAUGAACCUUUUGAAAAUGGAAUAUGAACGGAAUCGCUUUUGCCAAAAAAUUUAUCACACGAAAUGCUUUUUUCCAGGACAAUUCGUCGCGUGAAGUCCUAAAAAAUUUUUUGAAGGAAAAAACCGAUGACGGUUCCCUCACAAAACGCAUUCUGGAUAUUCUGAAACGAAAAAAAGAAUCAAUUGGCUUCGGCACAAAAAUUUAUAACUCAAAAAGUCAUUUUAGACAACAUAUGUUUUGUAAAACGUCGAAAAAAAAAUUUUGAAAAAAAAAGCUCUGGGCGUUUAUUUUAAAAAUCUCUUUCUGAGCAUUUAAAAUCAAAAACAUGAACCAAGUAGCUUCUGCAAAAAAGUUACUCGUCAAAAUGUCAUUUUAGUUGAAAUUUCGGGACCUUCUCGAUCAAAAAAAUUACCUCAAGUACCUUUCAAACGCAUCCAACACGGUUAUAUUACCCAACAGAAAGUAAAAACGAUUCAAAAAUCUAAAAAAAUACGCGAUAAAAAGAGAAAAAAACUAUAUUUAAAUUGAAUUAAAUUUUUGAGAGGUUGACACGCGCCGCACCGCGUUGCGUUAGAAGGAACUCGCGUUUUUUUGCCCCAUUGAGACGACCAUUGUUUUCGCCCGUUUUUGAAACACUGUGAUUCUGUUUUUCUAAGUUUCCACAUUUGUUAGGAACAGUGAUAAUGAUCGUUCUUUUUAAUUAUAAUUUGAUUUCAAAAAAAAAAUAAUCAAAAAUACUCUUCAGGGAUUGACGGGAUGCGUGAACCGAAUCGUCAAUGACUUGAUGCUGAAAGUGGAUAGAUUGGAGCACAUUUUGUCAGACAUGCGGAUCCAGCAGACGCGGAAUUCCGGCCACUUUUCCUGA
Messenger RNA from Caenorhabditis auriculariae, 7308 nucleotides. NCBI's taxonomy places the organism in Eukaryota, Metazoa, Nematoda, Chromadorea, Rhabditida, Rhabditidae. The record is from the annotation of a GenBank genome assembly.